AUGCGGAACACGAACAAUCAUAACGUUCACAUCUUGAAGAAAUCCUGCUUGGGCGUCCUCAUGUGUUCGAAAAGGUGCAAGUUGGGCGGCCCCACGGCGUGCGGCGAGCUGCGCCUGCGCCCCGCGAUUUGCGACAAGGCGCGAAAAAAACAGUUGGGGAGACCCUGUCCAAAUCCAAAGUGUGGCGGGGGCUCGCUUAUACUUAUCGCGUGCAAAGGAAACUCGGGUUUUCCAUGCACUCAUUUCUGGCGACAUACGGGAAACGCCAUCUUUUUCCAGGCGAAAGGAGUUCACGACCAUCCCCGCCCCGAAGUGAAGAACAAUAACGUCGAGGUUCGGAAAACCGUGGGGAUCAAAGUCGUCAAAAAUUGUGGGGACGGCGUGGGCGUACCAGGCUCAAGGUCAACACCGCACCGGGUCGGUGGGGGUCGUCGAAAUAAUAAGAGCCCUGCUUUUCGAAAUUUGAAAUCGACCCGAAAACCGAGGAAAAUUAAAAAGGAACCCGUUUACAUAACUGGCGACAUCCGACCACCACCCCCUCCAGAUGUGCGGAAAUGUAUCCGAUCCUCCGUAAAACAGCCACACCCCCAACAGAACGAGCCAAAUCUCACUUUUCCCACCAACACCCCCACCAUAAAUCCUGAUCAAUACAAUUACCACCCCACAACCACCAGCAGCAAACCUCCCCCUUCCCAGACUGGUACUAUCCACCCCCUCCCCAAAGUCAAAUCCACCCUGAAGAAUUCGCCAUGUCGACAACGACAAAACCAUCGCCCCAGUCGUCCCUCUGCCCGGGGUGCAAUCAGCCCCACUUCUACUGCAGUUGUGGGUACCACGUGGCGACCACGACCACGACGCAGCACGACUUUGUUAACCAAGAUCCCACCGGAAACGGGAGUUUCGUCGCGUUUAACAAUUCCCAAGACACGUUUAAACCGUCGGACAUUUUCAACUUUGAGGUCAACUUGAACCUCAACUAUUCCGCGUGUACGACUAACCAUCAUUACCAUUCAACGCCACAAGUUAAUAGUCAGGGAGGCAUAACGCCCGGCGUCGUGGCGACAUCUGUGGCGACGCCAUAUGGUUAUGGGGGUGACGACCAUUUUAUCCAACAAGCACUACCACACCCACCCCCAAAUUACCCCCAAAUUAGUGGCCACCCCCACCACCACUACCAGCAGCAGCAGAAUCACCACAACUACAAUAAUAACGCCCAGUUUCAUGGGGGAGGAUUUAAUUAUGACGGGUGGAGUAGUAAUGCUGGGUCGAAUAAUCCGAGUAGUAAUGUCGUCAUGUAUUAAGUAGAAAGUUGAUUAAUCAAUAAAUUAAAGAAUAAAUGAGUUAAUUAAUUAAUUACUGACUUGCGAAAAAACAAUUCAAAACAUUUAUAAAUGAUAACCACUCAAAAGUUCUUAUCAUUUAUGCAUCGAUUAUGCAUACCAUCCGGCUCCACAAUCACAACGCGUCGUCGUCGUCGGCGUCGGAGGUUAAUUUUCGAAAGCGGCGGCGGCGUCAAUUUUGGUGAUUUUUUCA
Folsomia candida is the source of this 1533-nucleotide messenger RNA. RefSeq lists its product as uncharacterized. Gene Ontology annotation, biological process: gliogenesis; regulation of transcription by RNA polymerase II. Lineage: Eukaryota; Metazoa; Arthropoda; Collembola; Entomobryomorpha; Isotomidae. The record is from RefSeq and is a predicted model, not a curated record. The coding region runs from base 1 to 969 and encodes 322 amino acids. Gene Ontology annotation, cellular component: nucleus. Gene Ontology annotation, molecular function: RNA polymerase II cis-regulatory region sequence-specific DNA binding; DNA-binding transcription activator activity, RNA polymerase II-specific. The transcript is spliced from 4 exons.